This is a messenger RNA of Schistocerca piceifrons (Central American locust), 3856 nucleotides long. RefSeq names its product nose resistant to fluoxetine protein 6-like. The coding region runs from base 32 to 2341 and encodes 769 amino acids. NCBI's taxonomy places the organism in Eukaryota, Metazoa, Arthropoda, Insecta, Orthoptera, Acrididae. The transcript has 13 exons. The record is from RefSeq and is a predicted model, not a curated record. Gene Ontology annotation, molecular function: acyltransferase activity, transferring groups other than amino-acyl groups.
GCGGCCCGCACUGCACAGUGCGGCGCUCGGGAUGGCGGCGACAGCACCCUCCUCCACAUGGCCGCGGCUCUGCCUGCUGCUGCUGCUGCUGCAGGCGGCCGCCUCAGCACAGCAGGCGGACAGCGCAGGCUUCCGAGAGGCGGCCGGCCUGCAGCGCUCUCUGCCUAUCGAGGACCUCUCGGCCGAUGUCCGUGGACCUGAAGAAAGUACCGACUGGGAGGGCGGCGCUGGUGGGACGCUGGAAACGACAACAGAGGACGCGGAGGACGCGGAGUCGCUGCACGUCAUGAAGGUGCCCGCCGCCGCUGCGGCCCACGGCGGAUCCGUGCACCGGCACGAGGAUAUCCCACCAGAGCUGGCUGCGUCUGCCGGGCUGCCGGACGUGGUGCGGCUGGUGGCGCUGGCGGCGGCGCGCCUCGAGGCGGGCACAGCCUGCGGCGACCACAGCACCGCCUUCCUGCAGGCGCUGCGCAACUUCACGCUGUGGGCCGUCCAGAUGUACGACGCGUCGGUGAAGGCGCCCUCCGGCGUGCUGUACGGCUCGGUGUACCAGCUGGGCCACUUCGACCAGUGCGUGACGGCGGGCGCGGGCGGGCUGCGCGGCCAGUACUGCCUGCCGCAGGUGCAGGCGCUGCCCGCCGAGCCGCAGCCCCUGCCGGCCGACCCCUACAGCGACACCUUCCAGCAGGACCAGUCCGCCUGGCUCAAGCUGCAGUUCGCGGGCGACCAGAUGAAGAUCCGCCGGGACAAGGGCUGGUGGGCGGUGUGCGUGCCCGCCUCGUGCUCGCCGCGGCAGGUGCAGCGCGCCCUGGAUGCAGCAUUCAGGGUCGCAGGCCCGCGCAUGCGCAUGCAACUGCGCGCGGAGCUGCGAGACGACCACUGCUCCACGGGGGAGCCCCUGCAGCCGGGCCGCUCCACCGUCAUCUUCGUGUGUCUCAUAGCAGCGCUGUUGGUGUUAGCGGCCAUUGGAAGCUAUUAUGAUGCGCGUUUGAACAAUAAAGAUGUCUUCAAACCAGAGAAAAGGAAAGGUUUGGGCAGGCAGAUUAUGGAGUGCUUCUCAGUGCAGCAAAACUACCGACGGCUGACCAUCACAAAUAAAUCGAAUAUGGAUCUUGAUGUAUUCGGGUUCAUGCGCACCUUUUCCUUGCUGUGCAUCAUUGCCGGCCAUCGGCUCCUGCACUACUAUGGCUCCCCGAUUUAUAACGGAGAAGACGAAGACAAGCUGUUUCGACAACCGGCUGGCAUGUUGGUUGCUAAUGGUGUCCUGCUUGUGGACGUCUUUUUCACAAUUGGAGCCAUGACGAUGACAAGCCUGCUCUUCCAGGGGCUUCAUAAAGGAGCGAAAUUCCAUCAACUCUUUCUGGAAAUAAUAAAUCGAUAUGUGAGGUUAACGCCGCUAUACGUGCUAGUGAUCCUGUUCCACUGUGGCGUGUUGCCUUACAUGGGCUCCGGGCCAUUCUGGAAGUCCACCGUGCUUCAGGAGCAAACACGAUGUGAGACCAACUGGUGGACCAACGUCCUUUAUGUCAACAACUACAUAGAUCCUGGUAACAUGUGCGUGUUCCAGUCGUGGUACAUGUCGGCGGAUUUCCACUUCUUCAUCGUGAGCCUCUUCUUGGGGUACAUGACGUGGCGGUGGCCCGUGGCGGGCUGGGCAGCCAUGGGGUGCGUCACCAUAAUCUCCAUGGUGCUGCCCUUCAUGACCAUUUACCUCCAAAAUCUGGACGCAUUAGUGAUGCCGUUCCCGCACGUGCUGAAGAACUUCCGCGAGAACAAAGUGUUCCAGAAGCUGUACGUACCGUCGCACAACAGAGCCACUCCCUACCUGCUGGGAGUGAUGGCCGGCAUACUGGUGUACCGUGGACGAAAUCUGAAGAGGAAAAUGAACGAGGUUUCAAGUUUUGUGGUGUUUGUCACAUAUUGGUGCGUGGGCGUCGCAUUACUCUUCUCUGCAUACGUUUUCUUCAUUCCUGGAAGGCCGUACAAUGCACUUGAAGCAGCAAUCUACGGUGCACUUAAUCGUCCUGCUAUGGCACUGCUGAUUUGCAUUUAUGGAUCAUUUCCGGUCAUUUCAAACUCAAAGAUUAUACUUAACUUUCUGUCGGCGAAAAUAUUUGUUAUCCUCGGUCGGCUCUCAUUCGCCGCAUACCUGAUCCACACCAUACCGCAGAUCUACGACCAGGGCAGUCUGCGCCAGCCACGACAUAUUGACGCAUAUUCUGGGGUGUGGCUGGUGAUAGCGGACUACUGCAUCACGUAUCCGGCGGCCGCGGUGCUGUACGUGCUGGUGGAAGCGCCCUUCCGUGGCGUUAUGAAGGUGUUGCUCCAACGGACAAAGUGAGCGGAAAGGCAUACGUACAAGGAGUGUGGCAAAGUACAACAAUCUGUAGCAAGUGUGCCUACAAAUGCAAAAUACAUCUCAAAUCGUAUGCAACGAAGAGUGUUCUUUAUGCGAAGCAUCUCUAUCAUACUAACACUCAACGUACUCGUAUCUGGCGGAAAGUCUGUUAAAUGUUGGAUAUCCUUCGCGAACUGCAACUAUAGUUGCACACUUAUUUGCGAUUUGAGACUCCUAAUAAAGAAAUGAGGGAACUUUAGAGCUUUAACGAUACGAGAUAAAUUUCUCAUCUCGUCACUUCACAGUUAACACUUCAAAAGAAAAGACGUAACUAGCUCGAAUUGUGGAUUUGAAGAGCGGAGAGGGAAGUAAUUUUUAUCUGAAUUUUAACUCAUUAUUACUUUGUCUCUGGCUAUCGACAUUUUGUAUUUGUGCCAAUGGUCCGUUUUCAACCCUAGUAAUUUGUUUCACAGCAUCUAUGUCGUUAGCAGGCCACUGUCUGCGAGUGAUGCAAUAUCUCCUCCUGCAAUUUCGUUUCUAAGACUGAUACGACGUAACUAACACGAUUUUUCCAUCUUUGCUACAAGGAAGUAAAAACAAAUAAAACGUCUUUUUGACAGUGUCCCCGGUCAGUCGACUGGUGACGUACUCCACACCUUUCUACAGCAAGGGGCGUGCUUUACAUAGUGUUGAGAGCAGAGCGAUAACAGAAGGGAUGCCGUUUUAGCACCCUGCGGUGGAGAGCACCACUGUUCAUCGACUCCACAGCUCUGGGGUCGAGCGUUCCGGAAUAUACACAGACGCACGAACAGAGCCCAUUGAUCUUGUGUGAACUUCCGUAAUUAUUAUCGUAACGCACAAGUUCUUGAGAUUUAAAAGACUAUACUACAGAAUGUAGUGUUUUUUUCUGGUUACUUACGUCAUCAUGUCGGUUCAGUAAGAAUACCUCUACUUUAUUUUUAUACGAAACUAGUCAUUAUUCGUGGUCACUAAAGGUAAUUAACUAACUUGCAUUGGCCAGGAAGAGUGUGAGAGAAGUGCCCACGAAGGAAACAAAACGACCAUACUCCACCCUCCCCUUCCCUCUUCUUCCAGUCUACCUGUGAUAAAGCGCAAUGAUAGUACCUGUCGAAAUGAACGUAUGGACGUUCAUCGUAGUACUGGCAUCUACCAAGGAACUCCACAGAUAUGUGAGAUGCUGUUGAACUGUCGUCCUAUCAGGCGAGCAUGGUCUGCAUUGCUUGACAUAUGCCUAAUCUAUUGUUAAAUCAAAUGAUGCAUUUGACCGUAGUAGAGAAGUUGUGAAAACUCACAAACUAAAAUUUAUGAACUAUUUGUCACCGGACACACGUAUAAUCACAUCACAAAGAAAGUCUAUGACCACAAGAAGUCGUAAAACGCCCCAGAAGAAAGCUGUUGUAUGAACCACGUUGGCCGCGAAGUGUCGAUUGGAGAAUUCACAAGAUCCUUCGCGCAAAAAUAAGAUUAAAUCUGAACAAAAAUGUGUGGUCGGGUGGU